AUUGGUUUAUCAAUAUCAUACUACGAAAUGAAAAUAGUCCCGAGUCCAUUUUAUCGUUUCUUAAACCCUUAAACCCCAAAUUGAAAUUGCUUGAUUUCUCACUUUCUCCGGUACCUCCGCGAACAUGGCGGAGUACGACACACAAGUCCUACGCGGGCAUGAGCUACGACUCCUACGCUGCACCCUCCGUCCACCGCCGUCUGAACCCUCUUCUCAGUAUCAACCUUCAGAUUUCGAUGCCUCUCUCCCUCCUCUCCACGCUCUCAUCUCCAUCAUCCUCACUUCCAUCGAGUCCGGGGACUACCUCGGAGCCCUUUCCUCGAACUCGGCACGACUCGUGCUUGCCUCGUCCGACUCUGACCUCUCUUCUGACUCGCCUGACCGUGUUUACUCCGAGUUACUCGACCGAGUCGAAUCGUUCAUCAACGAACCUUCCAUUGACGAUGCGGAGAAAGCUUGUAGAGUUGUUCUUGUUCUAUGCGUUGCUGUGGCCUCUUUGUUCUGGUUCACUCAGUGCAAUUUGACUGGGCCGGCGACUGGGUUGCCGAAGCGUCCACUACCAAUGAAGGCGUGGUGGGAAGGAAGUGAGAUGGUGGAGUGGGAGAAUUGGGCGAGGAAUAAACUCAUGGCUGCUGCUGGCUCUGACUUGCUUGGCAAGUUCUCUUAUCUUCAGUACAUAGUUUUUGCCAAAAUGUUGCUCCUGAAGACAAGGGAUCUACUAUUUGAAGCAAGUGCCGAGUACACAUUUAAAAUCAAGAGCAUUUCAUGGUGGCUGUUUAGAACUCUGCUUAUUCACCAACGAAUUUUGGAUGAGCGGUCUUCUUCUCUUUUUGACUUAUUACAAGUAUUUAAGGGUGAAACUUCUAGUCAUUUUGGAAGUUUGGAAAAAGUGACAAGUUAUUGGGAUGCUCAAUUGCAAGAUGGGGAAGCAUCUACAGUUGUUUCAAUGGUUCAUUUAGAAGCAGGGGUGCUAGAAUAUAUUUAUGGCCGACUUGAUCCUUGUAGGCUACACUUGGAGUCAGCUGAAGUGGCAGCUGGGCUUCAUCUCUCUGUUACUGGUGUUCUUGGCUUACGCACUGUACAUCAGGUGGAACCAAAGGCACAAAUGGUAUUGGUUGCAAAUACAAGCUUGAAAUCAGUAAGUGGUGAUAUCUGCUCCUCCAUAGCUCCUGGCAUACAGUUGUCCGGUCCAAACAUCAGUGAAGCUUCUGACAUAUUUAUGACACCAAAGCUAGUAGAGAAUGGUAAUGAUUUUGGAAAGAAUGAAUGUGGUGGUAGUGCUGCCACUUUAACAGCAGUCCAGCAGGCAGUGGUUUUAGCACAAUGCCUGCUAAUCGAAAAGGGUGGUCGACAAGAUGAAAUGCAAGGUUGGGAUAUGGCUCCGUAUAUAGAAGCAGUUGAUUCUCAACAAUCCUCAUACUUCAUUUUGCAGUGUUUCUGUAACAUAUUAAGAAUUCGUUGGGAGUCAACUCGCAGUCGCACAAAGGAGCGUGCUCUACAGAUGAUGGAUAACUUGGUUGAGAGUAUUCAUAAGCCUUCACCUGUGGUUCCACUGAGGCUUCCUUUUUGUUAUGCUGUUUAUAUCCCGACAAUUCCUGCUCUUCAGAAGCAAUAUGGUGACAUUUUAGUUAGCUGUGGUUUGAUUGGAGAGGCGCUUAAAAUCUUUGAGGAUUUAGAGUUGUGGGAUAAUCUAAUAUACUGCUACUGCCAAUUAGAGAAGAAAGCAGCUGCUGUUGAACUCAUCAAGAUGCGGCUGUCCAAAACGCCAAAUGACCCAAGAUUAUGGUGUUCAUUGGGUGAUAUUACAAAUAGUGAUACCUGUUACGAAAAAGCCUUGGAAGUUUCAAAUGAUAGGUCAGCACGAGCUAAGCGAUCUCUUGCUUAUAAUGCAUAUCAAAGAGGAGAGUAUGAGAGAUCUAAGAUCCUAUGGGAGUCUGCCAUGGCCUUGAAUUCAUUGUAUACAAAUGGAUGGUUUGCACUUGGUGCUGCUGCAUUGAAGGCUAGGGAUGUUGAAAAGGCGCUUGAUGGUUUUACUCGUGCGGUGCAACUUGAUCCUGAAAAUGGAGAGGCUUGGAAUAAUAUUGCUUGUUUGCAUAUGAUUAAGAAGAAGGGCAAAGAGUCCUUUAUUGCGUUCAAGGAGGCCUUGAAAUAUAAACGAGACAGCUGGCAGAUGUGGGAGAACUACAGCCAUGUUGCUUUGGAUGUUGGCAAUAUUGGUCAGGCUCUUGAAGCUAUUAAGAUGGUGUUAAAUAUGACCAAUAAUAAGAGAAUUGAUGUUGACUUACUAGAGAGAAUCAUGCAAUAUUUGGAGGAAAGGGCUUCAGCUAGACUGUCUGAUGUAACCAAUGAUGAUGAUCUUUCCAAUCAGACCAGUCCGAAUUCACUUGUAUAUUCUGUUAAUACAUCUGCAAAUGCUGAGCCGACUGUGAGGAAAUUGAGAGAAAAUGAGCAUUUGAUGGAGUUGGUUGGAAAAAUUCUACAACAGAUACUUCGAAGUGAAAGUAGGGCAGAAUUGUGGGGCUUAUAUGCAAGGUGGCAUAGAAUUAAAGGUGACCUCACAAUGUGCUGUGAAGCACUCUUAAAGCAAGUUAGAUCAUAUCAGGGAUCUGAUUUGUGGAAAGACAGAGACCGCUUUAAAAGGUUUGCUCAGGCCUCAUUCGAUCUUUGCAAGGUCUACAUGGAUAUUUCUUCCUCUACCGGUAGUCUUCGAGAACUACAUACAGCUGAGAUGCACCUGAAGAACAUUCUAAAACAGGGUGGCAUAUUUUCAGACACUGAAGAAUUCAGGAAUGUAGAAGCUUGCCUUAAUGAAGUAAAGAUGAAACUCCAAGCAGAGUCUACUACACCUACUUAAGAAGUCUGAAGUUGGGAAGUUUGCAGUAUGAUAUGAGAUUUAGCAUCUACUUCAGGUCCCCCCCUUCUUCCAUAACUAUGUCAACUUCUGGUUUUAGCUUAUGCUAAACUUUUGCAGUCAUAAUCUUCCUCUGCUUUAAUUAUGCUGCUAUUUGUUUUAUACAAGAGCACAUCUAUAAUAUUCAGUUUGGUUUUGUUUGGU
Messenger RNA from Durio zibethinus, 3055 nucleotides. RefSeq lists its product as uncharacterized. The record is from RefSeq and is a predicted model, not a curated record. NCBI's taxonomy places the organism in Eukaryota, Viridiplantae, Streptophyta, Magnoliopsida, Malvales, Malvaceae. Gene Ontology annotation, molecular function: protein binding.